AUGAAAAGAUGCAAUCCUUUCACCUUCGGGUACUUUAAUGAAAGACCAAACGUUGAAGAACAAGAAAGUUCAAAGGAAGCACCUACAGCAUUACAUAUUGUUGUGUAUAAAAAUAGAUUUGAUUUUAUUGAUUAUAUUGUUCAUUCAUUAGAAUUUGAUGUAAAUUGUAUUGAUGAAAAGGGAAAUACACCUCUGCAUCUUGCUUGUGCCUUUGGAUUUUUGGAGUCUGUUCAGAAAUUAAUAGAACUAGGAGCUGAGCCAAUGGUGUAUAACAAAAAAGGAAUUAUUCCUCUCUUUAGUGCUUUAAGAAACAACCACCUUUCAGUUGUUAAUUAUUUAAUUGAGCACUGUAGAAGAGAAAUGUUAGCAGCAAUAGAUUUACGAGGAUAUUCUGUUCUUCAUUACGCAGUAUUUAUUAAUAGUUCAGAAUUUUUAGAUAAAUUAAAUAAUUUCUGGUGUAUUACUGAUUUAGUAAAUAACAAUUGUAAUGAUGGAAUAUCAACUCCUCUUCACAUAGCCUCUAGAUAUGGUACAAAUGAGUCACUUCAAUGGUUAUUGAAACAUGACGCUAAUACAAAAAUUGAGAAUGAGAUGGGUGAAAUCCCACUUAUUGUUGCAAUAAAACAUAAACAAAUUAGCACAAUUAACAUUCUUCUUCCAUUAUCACCUCUCAAUGUUCCUGAUAAUUAUGGUCAAUUACCUAUUCAUCAUGCAGCGUCAAUUGGGCACUUAUCGUUAAUUAAAAAACUUAUUGAAUUAGAUAAUGAUUCUUUAAAUAAGAGUGAUACUAAUGGCAAUUAUCCAUUCCAUUGUGCUCUCAAAUCAAAUGACAUCAAUACCAUUGAUUACUUUUAUCCUAAUAAACAAUACUUUUCUAAAUCAAAUUCGUAUGGAAUGACCCCUUUAACAUUAGCAAUUGCAUGUGGAAGUACAAAAUCAUUAAAAUAUUUACUUGCAAAAGGAGCUUCUCUACAAACUCAAACUCUUUCUGGAACAACCCCAUUACUUUGUGCUGUAGCUCAUGGAAAAUUAGAAAUAGCCCAACAAUUGUUUAACAUUGAUCCAAGUUUUAUUAACGAUAGAGACUAUAACGGAAAUACCGUUUUUCAUUAUGCUGUUCAAAACUCUAAUUUUCGUGUGGUUAAAUGGUUAUAUUCACUUGUAGGUCAAUUAUUUAAUCAACCAAAUAAUGUUGGAGAAACACCUUUACAUAUUGCAUGUUUGACUAAAAAAUUAAAAAUGGUAGUUUUGUUAAUAGAACAUUGCCAUCAUCCACUCGUUUGUUUUACAACUACACAAAGAAGCCCUGUCCAUUAUGCUGUUUUAGGUGGUAAUUAUGAUAUAGUGAAAUACUUACUUAAAAAAGCACCAGCAAUGACUUGCCAACCAGAUAAGAAUAAACUCAAUUUCCUUCAUUAUUGCUGUAAUAAAAGUUUCAUUUAUUUACUUCCAUUAAUUUUGAAAAAAUUCCCCUUGUUAAUGAACUAUCAAGAUGGAUGUGGUAGAACACCCUUGCAUAUUGCUGUUAUCAAAAACGACGCACUAGCAGUUUCAACUCUUGUUGAAAGUGGUUGUGAUUGUAUGAUCAAAGAUAUACGAGGAUUGACACCUGCUGAAAGUGCAAUUAAUAGAGGAUAUAUACAUUGUUAUAACAUCAUUCAAAAAAUUCCAAAAGAACGUUGGACAACAAUUAAGAAAGUGGAAGUAACAAGACAGCCAAAUAAAUUUGAUAAUGGAAAAAUACUUUCAUUAGUUAUAGGAAUGCACAUCAAUGUUGUUUGGAUUCAUAGAAGUGGAUGGGCAAUUGGUAUUGAUGAAAGAGGAAAUACAGGACUAUUUUCUUUAGACAAUUGCAAAACUAUUGAAUUAAAUCCUAUUGAAAGACAACAAGUAGAAGCAAUUUUAAAAAAGAAGAAAUUUGUCAGAAAAGACUUUGAAAAGAAAAAUAGAAGUCAAUCCGUAGCAAUUUCAGACAAUAUCCUUGAAUUUGAUGAAGUGUUAACCCAAAAAUUUAAGAGUCUUUGUGAAGGAAAGCUUUUCUUUUGUGAUUUCCCUGAACUUGCUGUUGAUGAUGAAAUUUUAAAUGAAAAACUCGUCAAAUACAAUAAUGAAUGGAAUGCCAAAAAAAGAAUGGAAAUAUUUGAAACUAUCGUUGGUCAUGUAGGAAAACACGUAAAAAUGAUAGGACCAUUUUAUUGUAAUUUUGGAAGAUACAUCAGCAUUGGUGAUAAUUGUAUUAUUAAUUUUAAUUGUACUAUUCUUGAAGGAGGACCUGUUACCAUUGGAAAUAGAGUUCUUAUUGGUCCAAAUUGUAAUUUAAUUGGUAUCUCUCAUACUACUUGUGAAAAAAUAAGAAAUUAUGGUGCUUGCACUGCUUUAGGAAAACCAAUUGUCAUUAAAGAUGGUGCAUGGCUUGGGGCUGGAGUUAUUGUACUUCCAGGUGUAACUAUUGGAGAGAAUGCAGUAAUUGGUGCAGGAAGUGUUGUUACUCAUGAUAUUCCAGACAAUAUGAUUGCAGUUGGAAGUCCAGCAAGACCAAUAAGAAGAGUGUCUGAAUAUCCAGACUGGACACCAGACCAAAGAGAUAUACCACUUAAUUAA
Messenger RNA from Entamoeba nuttalli P19, 2601 nucleotides. RefSeq names its product ankyrin, putative. The transcript is spliced from 2 exons. The coding region runs from base 1 to 2601 and encodes 866 amino acids. The record is from RefSeq and is a predicted model, not a curated record. Gene Ontology annotation, molecular function: transferase activity; protein binding. Lineage: Eukaryota; Evosea; Mastigamoebida; Endamoebidae.